Molecule: messenger RNA, 2025 nt
Organism: Eurytemora carolleeae
Lineage: Eukaryota; Metazoa; Arthropoda; Copepoda; Calanoida; Temoridae
Exons: 12
Coding region: 57-1127 (356 amino acids)
Molecular function (GO): feruloyl esterase activity
Source: RefSeq, a predicted model, not a curated record
CAUUUCAACCUUAAUGAAUAAUUUAUCUCAGUUGCCAUCCAAAUCUUUGGGUGAAAAUGAUUUUACUCACACUCAUAGGAAGCGUUUUUGUGCAAAUAGCUCACUCUCAAUCCUCAGGGUGUGGGAUUCUUCAUGAAGGUGAACCGGGAGCAGGGGGACUAUGGAGAACUAUUCAAACAUCAGAUCCUUACUUUGGAGGAACUGAGAGAGAAUAUCUUAUCUAUAUUCCAUCCACUUAUACUCCAGACAACCCUUCUCCCCUUGUACUAGAUUUCCAUGGUUGGGGUGGAUCAGCUGACUGGCAUAUCAAGGAUUCUUUGUGGGAUGCGGUAGGAGAGGAGGAGGGACUGAUUAUAGUAGUCCCUAAUGGAAUACCUGAUGCAGAGAGUGGGACUAGAACUUGGAAUAUCACAAAGGAAUACGAUACCGAGUAUGGCUGGCGAUGUGACCCUGACCGAAGUGAGUACGGGGAGAAUGAGUGUCACACUAGCUGCAGUGAGUGGUGCAAUCCGGCGUACGGGUGUACUGCCGGUACCACGUGCUACAACGACCAGGCUUUCAUUGAACAGCUGAUUCAAAACAUUCAGGAGACAUAUUGUGUUGAUAACAAACAUGUUCAUAUUUCUGGAUACUCCAAUGGAGGCACUUUUACUUACAGGAUGUUUUCCUACUCCCACCUAAACCUUGGAGGGUUUGGUUCUGUAUCAGGAGCACCCUUUAUAGGCAGGGGAGAUGUUCCAUAUCCUGCCAGGUCUCUGAUUGAUUUCCAUGGUUUGGAUGAUUGGACUGUUCCUCGACAAUAUGAUCAUUCUCCUGGAGAGGGUCCCUUAGGAGAUGUUAGAACUAUAAUGUCCUGGGAUGGAUUGUAUUACUACUAUAAACCUGAAUACCUGGAUUGGGUGGCUGACUCCUACACGUGUGACGAGGAAUGGGUUCCAAUGGAGACAGGUAUGGAUGGAGUAAGUGACUGGAUCUGUACCUCUAGACUAAACUGUGAUGAUGGUGCCGAGAUUACCAAGUGUGAAGGGAACUAUGGGCACACCUACCCCUUCAAUAAAGGAUCUGACAAAAUAGAAGCUGCCAGAAUUCUUUGGAAGUUUUUCAAAUCCCACCCUGCAAACAUGUAGAGGAUCUUUUAAACCUCACUCUGCAACCAUGUGGACGGACGUUUUCUAAUCGCACCCUGCAACCAUGUUGAUAAACUUUUUCUAAUCCCAUCCUGCAACCAUGUAGACGAACUUUUUCAAAUCCCAUCCUACAAUCAUUUGGAUGAACUUUUUUACAUCACACCCUGCAACUAUUCAGAGGAACUUUUUUUUAAUCCCUCCUUGCAACAAUGUAAACGAACUUUUUCACAUCACACCCUGCAACUAUUCAGAGGAACUUUUUUUAAUCCCUCCCUGCAACAAUGUAAACGAACUUUUUUACAUCACACCCUGCAACUAUUCAGAGGAACUUUUUCUAAUCCCUCCCUGCAAUAAUGUAAACGAACUUUUUCAAAUCCCACCUUGCAAAUAUUUAGACGAACUUUUUCUUAUCCCCCCCUGCAAAAUUAUAAACGAACUUUUUCAAAUCCCACAAAGCAAAUAUUUAGAGGAACUUUUUUUAAUCCCUCCCUGCAAUAAUGUAAACGAACUUUUUCAAAUCCCACCUUGCAAAUAUUUAGACGAACUUUUUCUUAUCCCCCCCUGCAAAAUUAUAAACAAAUUUUUUCAAAUCCCACCUGCAACAAUUGUAGAUGAAUUUUUUCAAAUCCCACCCUGCAACAAUUGUAGAUGAACUUUUUCAAAUCCCACCCUGCAACAAUUGUAGAUGAACUUUUUCAAAUCCCACCUUGCAACAAUUGUAGAUGAAUUUUUUCAAAUCCCACCUGCAACAAUUGUAGAUGAACUUUUUCAAAUCCCACCCUGCAACAAUUGUAGAUGAACUUUUUCAAAUCCCACCUUGCAACAAUUGUAGAUGAACUUUUUCAAAUCCCAGCCUUAAACCAUGUAAUUGUUUCUCAAAAAUAAAUAUUUGAAAUUA